AUGCAAGAGCAGCAAAUACCAACUUCACCACAUUCCAUUGAUGCAAAUCAAGAACAUGUGGAGAGUCCAAGAGGAGAAGAUGAUUGGGCACUUGUAACCUUUGUUGGAGAAAAAUCCAAGACCCAAGAAAUACAAGAAGGCAAUGGAGAAGGUGAACAUCGAACCUUGUGUGAAGAUGGACACCCAACCCUUGAUCUUCUCAAGAUAAGAGAUGAUGUCACAUGGUAUCUAAGGAAGCUUGGCUUGAGCAAGCUCUUCAAGAUAGAAUGCAGUGAGUACUCAAUGCUCACCAAGGAGUUCCUCUCCACAGUAGCUCUUGCCUUUCCCAACAACAACAAUGGAGACCAACCAGCUGGUGAUGGACUCCUACUCUUCAAGAUAGGCGAUGCCAAUGGGCGCAUCUCAUCUCAGCUCUAUGCCAACUCUUUGGACUUCCCAAUGAGACAGCACAUGACUUCAAGGAGAACUCAAAGAGGAAACAAGCUGCCUUUGCUGAUUGGACACACUUUGCCAAUGAACCAUUCUUGCCUUCAAGAUCAAAGGUGUCUAGAAUCACUCAUCCAGCCAUUCGCUAUGUGCACCGCCUCAUCUCAACCACUUUCAAUGCAAACAAGAAGCCAACAAAACACUCAUCAAUGUGAGGAAUCUAGCUCAAGACUUGGAAGGCAACAAGAAGCUUUGUGUCGAUUUGGGAGACUUAUCACAGCCAUAGUGCAACAUGUGGGGAUUGACAUUCCCAACUAUGAGCCACUACCCAAGCCAAUCCCUUUGGAUCUCCAUGCCCUUCAGCAAAUCCACUUCCUAAACCGUUGGACUCAAAACCCAACCAAGUUUUGCUAUGAGUUUCCAAUUGGACCAACCAACACUUCGCUUGUCUUGCUGCCACAUGAGACAUCCCAAGCCUACGCUCAGGUGUUGUCACUUUCCAGCCCAAGGAGGAAGACUUCUAUCCAUCAAGAGAGAAACCAUCACUCCCCAUCCUCACAUUCGCACAGUCAAGCUCAACGCCGCCACCAAGAACGCCAUGUUCUCAGCACUGGCAUGGCCGCGAAUCAAGCCCUAGACCGUGUGAGCAAGCUGGAGAAGAUGUGGAGUGCCAAUCACGCUUCAUCUCACGCCUUGUUCGUGUUCGCCACAUUGCACCGGAGAGACUCUUUCGCCCUUCUCUCACCGCUAGAGAACCAUAUGAGCCUGACCUUGGUGAGUUCUCACUAG
This is a messenger RNA of Microthlaspi erraticum, 1215 nucleotides long. NCBI's taxonomy places the organism in Eukaryota, Viridiplantae, Streptophyta, Magnoliopsida, Brassicales, Brassicaceae. The record is from the annotation of a GenBank genome assembly.